AUGGAAAUCAAGAAUCAAGAUCCAUUCAAUGAUUUUCUACCCGAACUCACCAUCGAAAUCCUCUCAAGACUCCCCUUUCGGACCAUCUUGAUAACCAAGCGUGUUUGCAAGUCAUGGCGCGGUCUGGUGGAGAGCCCCCUCUUUGCCCUAUUGCAUUCUCGUCGUCAGGCAGCCUUGUCAUCCGCCCGGGCCCCUGCCAUUGAAUUCUCAAAGGCCCACUCCUUAUUGGGGUUUAUUGAUGAUAAUGAAGUGAUUCAUAAACCACCCAAAGGUUCUGUUCUCUCUCACUCUUUUCCAAACCCUUAUAAGCCAUACAUACAUAGCUCGGUCAAUGGUUUGCUCUUCAUGAUCGACUCCAAGUCUGAACUAUUCAUAUCCAAUCCAAUCACUCGUGAGUACGUUAGGAUCGAGAUGGGUCAUGAGUGUUGUUCGACUGAUUAUGCAUUUGGGUUUGGAGUGAGCAGAAGUGGUCAAUACAAGAUUGUCAGGUUUUAUGCUCUCCAGCCUAAUCUCCGUACGUGUCAAGUAUACAAUCUAGGAAUAGGGCAGUGGAAAAGCAUCACAGUUGAGAGACAAUUGGAAUUCAUGUCCCAAAUGCAAAAUGUGCCUCCUUGGGUGAAUGGGAAUCUUCACUGGCUUAUACUUGACCUCAAGGGUAGAAAAAACCCUCCUAUGAUCUAUUGCCUCGACCUUGAAACCGAGCUAUUUAACUAUUUUUCGUGUCCUCCUAGUAUUCAAAAUUGUGAAAGGGGUUUCUAUUAUUCGAUAUCUAAUUUGGGGGGACGCUUGUGCUUCACCAAUGAUGAAUCUAAGGAUGUGUUUGAAAUUUGGUGCAUGAAGAAAUAUGGAGAUGACAAAUCAUGGACCAAGGAUUAUGUUAUCAAGAGAAAACCAUAUAUGCUCAUAUUUCGUGAUAUUCUUCUAAACUAUUUCAAAUUUUAUGAUCAUUAUUUUGGCCAGAUCCCGGAAUUUAGUACUAAUGAUUUAUAUUUAGAUAAUCCUAUAAUUCAAGAAAUCUUACUGUAUGAGCAUAAUAUGCUUUAUCCUGUUAAAGCAUUCGAAGAUGGCGGAGUCUUACUCGCCUUGCAUCCAUCUGCUCGACUAUUUUACUACUCGAACGAGACUAAAGAUAUUCAACAGAUCAAGAAAAAGAGGAACUAUGAUGAUUCCAACUUAGUUAUUCAUUGUCCGAAUUUUGUUUCCCUCAAAUCCUUGGCGAUGGAAAAUACAAGGGUUGAGUCGUUUUAA
Messenger RNA from Salvia hispanica, 1248 nucleotides. RefSeq names its product putative F-box protein At2g02030. Gene Ontology annotation, molecular function: protein binding. Lineage: Eukaryota; Viridiplantae; Streptophyta; Magnoliopsida; Lamiales; Lamiaceae. The record is from RefSeq and is a predicted model, not a curated record.